UAAUAUUAGUGCAGAACACUGUACCUUUAAUUUAAAUGCCCUUGGAGUCUGCUGGGGAAGAGAAAUAAUACUGUUAGUCAGUAUGACAUGCAGAUGAGUGCCGUCGAUCUUAGAAUCACCGCACACUUCACUCAUUUGGCCAGUCACGGGGCCAAAACCAGUGUUUGGAGCCACAGUGUGGCGGUGGAGGCAGCAGCAAUGGGAGGCCAUACAGCAACCUAUGACAAAAUGGAAACCAGCAGGAGUGUGAGGAGACCUCAAAGUGGCACAUGGCAGAGUGUGGCGAUGGAGACAGCAGCAAUGGGAGGCCGUACAGGGACCCAUGAGAGACUCUGGACCUGGCAGCAGCAUGAGGAGGCGGUAUAGGGGCCCAUGGCAGAUUAGGGGCCUGGCAGCAGCUAUAGGAGGCCCGUAAUCUGCCAGCACCCUAUGACAAAAAAUUCAACACACCAGCAGUGUGUGAGGAGACCUGAAAGUGGCACAU
Messenger RNA from Staurois parvus, 484 nucleotides. NCBI's taxonomy places the organism in Eukaryota, Metazoa, Chordata, Amphibia, Anura, Ranidae. The record is from the annotation of a GenBank genome assembly.